AGAUGGUGCAAACACGCAGCACAAAACAACACCAAUGGAUCAACGCAACAAAGGGUUCGCGCGGCCUUCCAGCGACGUUGCAGAGGAUCCCAAGCAUCAGAUCCAGCUACUCCAGACGGCUGUGGAGCAGCUUGCGCGACGCUGCCGACACCUGGAGGCGGCGGUAGAACGUAAAAAGGUGGUGAUCGACGAUCUCCGCGCACACGUUACACGCCUAGAGGAGUUGUUUGGUAAAAGCCAAAACGACACGGCCUACGCGCAGCAGCAGCUGGAAUUCGUCGUCAUCAACCUCGAGCGUCAGCGCGGCAUCGUCGCAGAUCACACCGAGCAGCUGCGACUGUUUGCUGGAGAAUCCACGCAGCGUGGCCGCAAUGCCUCCGAGAGACAGGCACAACGCUCCGUGCUGCUACACAUGGGGAACUGGUUAUAUGCUCCUGUUGUGCAUUUUGCAAAAGGCGUGUACUCCCUCUUCUCACCUAUCAUCAACACGGCACAGUCUCUUUCAUUGCUAAAUUCUGACGUGCUGCACCGCAGCGCUGCAGAUCGUAUACGCUGGGGCACCACGAAGAAAGGCGAUCUGCUCGGGAUGCUGCAGCGCGGCGUGUUAGACCCAGAUGCAUCUGCCAAACGAAAGUAA
This is a messenger RNA of Leptomonas pyrrhocoris, 637 nucleotides long. RefSeq lists its product as hypothetical. The transcript has a single exon. The record is from RefSeq and is a predicted model, not a curated record. The coding region runs from base 35 to 637 and encodes 200 amino acids. Lineage: Eukaryota; Euglenozoa; Kinetoplastea; Trypanosomatida; Trypanosomatidae.